ACCGGCCCGGGGACCCGGCCCGAUCGCCACGCAGGCACUUGUCGCCGCCGCCGCCGCUGCCGCCAUACGGGUCGGGGAGGCUGUGCGCCUCCACUCGGGGAGAUCCGGCUCCCAUCCGGCCCCGCCCGCCGGGCCACGUCCUGCCCGCAACUCCUGGGCUGCCCGGCUUAAUUCCGGGUAACAAGGGCCAGCCCAGCAGACUCCACCGGGUGGCAUAGGGGGUUGUGGCCCAGGACAGGAGUCCUUCCGGAGAUGGAAAUCUGGCUUCUAGCCUGGCUCUGUCGCAGCGAUUUCUGUGGCCUUGGCUAAGUCACCCAUUUGCACAAUGAGGGGGCUUGAUCUGGCCCCCCUGCAAGAGCCCCACCAGUCCCCAUAUCCUGGUUUCUGGGCUUUUAGUGAUACUGAGCCCCCUGACCCAGGAAGUUGGAGGCCCUCAGGGGGUUGGAGCAACAGCUAUGAGGUGUGGAAAUUCUGCGGGGUGGGGAGCUAGAACCACGAUGGAGAUCAGGUCUGGCUCUUGGGGAUCUCUUUGGUGCUGACAUCCUGAGGGUUCACUCCCUACCAUUUCCUUGGCCCGUCGUUUAGUCUUCCUGUCCGAGACAGACUGUCAGACUUACUGAAAAGGACAAACAUAGGGCCUGGAAGCCCUUGCCUGAUGGGGCUAUCAGGCACAGCAGCUCACCAUUUUCCCCAAAAUUCGUAAUCCCAAGGACUCUUGUUUCAGUCAGCUGGGGGUGGGGAUGGGUUUAAGUGGCCUUCAAAUUAGGUGGGAGUCCAUGCGUCAUUAGCCACAAUUCAAAUGUGGGACAUGCCACCCCCCUUUCCAGUGAUUCAAAGUGUUCAGAUCUGACAUGCGGGAGAAGGAGGAAGAUUGUACCAGACCUGUAGCCUCCUGCUUGGAAAGCCUAGAGCUGAGGGCUGGGGAGAGUCUGAGCCUCCAGCUGAGUCUCUGUUCUUCCAUUCCAGGUGUCCUCCAUUCCCCCUCCAAAAACUGAUGGUGAGGCUUAACCAGCCCCAGAGGGAGGGGCCCGGUGUAGGUCAGGGGUGGAAAGAAGGCUCCUUGGACAGCAAUAAGGAGCACCAGUUUCCCCUAAAGCGGCAUGAGCAGUGCCCCUGCGCAGGGCCCAGCGCCCGCCUGCCUCACGCUUUGGGAUGAGGAGGACUUUCAGGGCCGCCGCUGCCGGCUGCUGAGUGACUGCGCCAACAUCGGCGAGCGCGGAGGCCUGCGCCGGGUGCGCUCAAUCAAGGUGGAAAAUGGCGCUUGGGUGGCCUUCGAGUACCCCGACUUCCAGGGACAGCAAUUCAUUCUGGAGAAGGGUGACUAUCCUCGCUGGAGCGCCUGGAGUGGCAGUGCCGGCCACCACAGCGACCAGCUGCUCUCCUUCCGGCCAGUGCUCUGCGCGAACCACAGUGACAGCCGUGUGACACUGUUUGAGGGGGAAAACUUCCAGGGCUGCAAGUUUGAACUCAGUGAUGACUACCCAUCCCUACCCUCCAUGGGCUGGGCCAGCAAGGAUGUGGGUUCCCUCAAAGUCAGCUCUGGAGCGUGGGUGGCCUACCAGUACCCAGGCUACCGGGGCUACCAGUAUGUAUUGGAGCGGGACCACCAUGGAGGGGAAUUCUGUAACUACAGUGAAUAUGGCACGCAAGCCCACACCGGGCAGCUGCAGUCCAUUCGGAGAGUCCAGCACUAAGCUCCAUGGCCCCAGCGCCUCCCUGGAGGACCUUCAAUAAAAGCUCCUGAACUUAUCUGCCCC
Camelus dromedarius (Arabian camel) is the source of this 1757-nucleotide messenger RNA. RefSeq names its product crystallin beta A2 (gene CRYBA2). The record is from RefSeq and is a predicted model, not a curated record. The transcript is spliced from 5 exons. Lineage: Eukaryota; Metazoa; Chordata; Mammalia; Artiodactyla; Camelidae. The coding region runs from base 1101 to 1694 and encodes 197 amino acids. Gene Ontology annotation, molecular function: structural constituent of eye lens. Gene Ontology annotation, biological process: lens development in camera-type eye; visual perception.